Molecule: messenger RNA, 1818 nt
Organism: Scomber japonicus (chub mackerel)
Lineage: Eukaryota; Metazoa; Chordata; Actinopteri; Scombriformes; Scombridae
Gene: pdzd11
Product: PDZ domain containing 11
Exons: 7
Coding region: 124-552 (142 amino acids)
Biological process (GO): maintenance of epithelial cell apical/basal polarity; protein localization to basolateral plasma membrane; neurotransmitter secretion
Cellular component (GO): synapse; basolateral plasma membrane; cell-cell junction
Molecular function (GO): protein binding
Source: RefSeq, a predicted model, not a curated record
GCCCGUCGCUGGCUUUCAGACCAGCCUGAUCUAAAUGUCCUUCAAUACAUUUACAUUCGCCCCAGGAUCUUUAUUAUGUUGGUUGUUUUGGAAACAGUUGUCAAUUGAAGUAUUUCAUAAACAAUGGAUCAGAAAAUUCCUUAUGAUGACUACCAGCUCCCAGUGGUGUUCCUGCCCUCGUAUGAGAACCCACCAGCAUGGAUACCGCCACAGGAGCGGGUUCAUCACCCUGACUACAACAAUGAGCUCACCCAGUUCCUACCUCGCACAAUUGUACUAAAGAAACCUCCAGGAGCACAGCUGGGCUUCAACAUCCGCGGGGGCAAGGCCUCACAGCUGGGAAUCUUCAUAUCCAAGGUGGUCCCAGAUUCUGAUGCCCACAGAGCAGGGCUACAGGAGGGAGACCAGGUUCUUUCUGUGAAUGAGGUUGAUUUCCAAGACAUAGAGCACUCCAGAGCUGUAGAGAUUCUGAAAACUGCACGAGAAAUCUUGAUGAGGGUUCGCUUCUUUCCUUACAACUACCAGAGGCAGAAGGAGAGGACUGUACACUAGGCGGCAGCACUAUCAGAGAGAGUGAGGUGGACAGACACAUCACUGCACGUCAUCACCCUCCUCCCACGGACUCUGGCCUCCAUUCUGUCUUAGCUUCAAGAUGACUGAUGUAUGACUAACAGACUCAUUCACAGUCCUUCAUGUUAGGACAAUAUAUUCUCAGUUAUACACCCAGUCCUCUCUCCCACCCAGAUUGCAGGGCACACUCUAAUCUACUGUGAAACAUGAUGAUCGCUACUCCAUCAGAAUGUCUCACAGGAAGUCCUUUUUAUAGGUUCUCUGCAUUCAGAAUUUAUAAGCAAAGCUUUACAGACAUAUGACAUGAUAAAUUAUAAAGUGAUAUAUUUUUGUCAUGUAUAACAUUUAUAGACCCUGCAUAAUUUAACAAAGGUUUUACUCACUUUUCCCUUAUUAGAUAUUUCCUUCCACAGAUACAGGUCAGAGUAGCACUUGUGUGUACUGUACACAGUUACCUUGAUGACACUGAUAUGAAACAGAGGUAUAACACUAUGUAUAUGUAGAAAAUUAUGUAUAAAAUGUACAUAUGACUUAGAUUUCAGUACACACUGACACACACUGUAAGGUACAAAGACAGCAGGGCCUUACAUACUGUAAGAGCAAAUGAAAAGUGCAAGACUUCUGUUAGAGUUUUAACUAAAUAUCACUGUGAAAAUACUGUUUUUAAAUAUUUGUAAUUUAGAAAAUACACAGUCAUGUAAAUAAAUUUCCAUGACUGCAUUUAAGGGCCCAACAUUACUGAUCUUAUCAAGUAGUACAUUUAAAAACAUGAACAACAUGAUUGAUGUGAUGAAUUAAUUACAUGCAUGUAUGGCUUCUAGGAUGAAAUGGAUUUUAUUGUAGUUAUUUAUGUACUGCAAAUUUGAGGUGCCAUACUGAUAACAAGUAAAUCUUCCAAUAUAAGAGUAAAGUGCAUGAUAACAGCACCAUAUUAUCUUAAUAUAUCAUAACAAAUCAUAUGACUUUAAUUAGCCCUCUAUCUAUCCGUUUAGCAAUCCACAGUACAUGGGGUUUUAUCUGUAUGCAUCAGAAAACAGGUUUUCAUUCCAACAGGUCUUUUUAACCUUUCUGAACACCUUUGUAAAUACCUGCUUGUUGUCUUAUUCUUUUGUACACUGUUUUUUUUUCUUUUUAAUAAACGGGAAAAACUUUGAUUUUCCAUUGGAUGAACUUUUUCCUCCAUGAAACAAAGCUCUUUAUGAAAGAAGCUAUCUUGAAGUGUUUUUCAGCAAAGAAAUAAAGAUUUUG